AUGGAGCUGACUCCACUGCUGAAGCGCAGUGUGUCGCUGAUCCUGCACCAAUGGCUGCUGAUCGGGAUCGGAGUCGUUUGCGCCCUGGCCUACUGCUUCCCGAACGUCGCCAAGCAUGGCGGCGUGAUCCGCUCGGAGUACAGUAUCAUGUACGGGGUGAUCGCGAUCAUUUUUUUGAUCUCCGGCUUGAGUAUACCGCGCCAGAAGCUGUUCUCGCAUUUCUUGAACUGGCGGCUUCACCUCGUCGUGCAGGUCAUUUCCUUUUUGUUCAUUCCUGCCUUGGUCCUGGCGGUGGUGCACAUCAUCCUCGCUGGGGAUCCGCGGGGACAUAUUGACCGCGCCGUGUUGGCCGGGUAUAUCUUUACGGCUUGUAUCCCAACGACUAUCGCGUCCAAUGUGGUGAUGACAAGGGCGGCGGGCGGAGAUGAUGCAGCGGCUUUGGUGGAGGUGCUGCUUGCAAACGUUCUGGGGCCGUUUGUGACGGCUGCUUGGACUGUUGCGCUAAUCCCGAAGGAUGCCGCGUUUGACCCGUGGCGUUACGGAGGUGGCAGUUUGGAGAGCAUGUACAAAGACGUCUUCCAGCAGUUGGGACUCAGUGUGCUGCUACCGCUGUUUGUUGGUCAGUUGGUAAGAUGGACCUGGCCCGAUCGUACUGCAGCAGUGCUGGCGAAGACGAAGCUGCCCAAGUUAGCUACUGUGUGCAUGCUGCUGUUGAUAUGGUGUACAUUUUCUUCAUGUUUCGCAACGGGGGCCUUGCAAUCUCUUUCCACACAGAGUGUGGUCUUCGUAGUUCUGUUCAACAUUGCAUUAUACAUCGUCCUGACGGCAGUCUGCUUCAUCGGGUCAAGGCCACCCCGGAUUUUCGGUUCUCGACCGUGGUCUAAACCUAUUUUCAAACGCAUGUCCCCCGAAGAAACAAUCGCAGUCUGUUUCUGUGGACCGGCAAAAAGCACAGCACUCGGUAUCCCGCUGCUAUACGCCAUGUGGAAGCCUAUAGAUCUGUUCACGAAGGCGAAAACAUCUGUCCCGGUACUGCUUUACACCACGGAGCAGAUCUGUGUGGCGCACUUCUUUGUACAACUCUUCAAGAGAUGGCACGCCAAGAUUCUUGAGAAAGAGCAUAGUGAUGACAAUGUUCCCGGGAGUGUGGAGAUGGAGACGACCGGGGUGACUGGAGAUGUGGACGAAACUCAACCUGGACAUAGACAUCGGGUCAUGCCUGUCUGA
Molecule: messenger RNA, 1227 nt
Organism: Penicillium salamii
Lineage: Eukaryota; Fungi; Ascomycota; Eurotiomycetes; Eurotiales; Aspergillaceae
Source: the annotation of a GenBank genome assembly